CGCGCUAACGUCCACCUCUGCGGCCGCCAAAGCAGCAGGGGCGGCUGCGCUCCAGGGAACAACAGAAAUGACUAACCAAGAAGAAGCGGAGAUACAAAUUUCAGAAUUAGAUUUACUCUCUAGCAUGUUUCCUUAUGAGGAAGAGUUCAUUGUGACUGACCAGCUGGCUGUAGCAGAACUAAAACACUAUGUUGAAAAUGAGUCUGCAGAGAUGCCAUCUUCAAAGGUUCAGUUUGUACUGAAUGUAAAGCCAGAGAUCUCUAAUGCCUCUAUGGUGGAAUUCUCUAUGGCCUGUGCUUUACCAUUUAAAUAUCCAGCUGUUCUACCAGAAAUUACUGUGAGGUCAUCCUUAUUAAGCCGCUCUCAGCAGAUUCACCUGAACUCUGAUCUAAAAACGUAUUUGACGCAAAACUGCAGUGGUGAGCCCUGCAUAUUGUGUGCAAGGGAAUGGGUUAAAGACCAUGCAGCUGCUUACAUUGACAAAGAGCUUUCAUCUUCCUCGGUUACAACAUCAACUGCCGUGCAGUCAGAAGACAUCAUGUUCACUCGAUUGUGGAUCUAUAGUCAUCACAUUUACAACAAGCAAAAAAGAAAGAAUAUUAUUGACUGGGCCAAGGAGCUCUCUCUGUCAGGGUUUUGCAUGCCAGGGAAACCAGGUGUUGUUUGUGUAGAAGGUCUACAAAGUAGUUGUGAAGAGUUCUGGUCAAGAGUAAGAAGGUUACCAUGGAAAAGAAUUCUCAUUCGGCACAGAGAAGAUGUUUCUUUGGAAGGUGGAGGACAUGCUGAGAUUCAGAAACAAAGAAAGUUCUCCACUUUGGAAGAAAAAUGUUUUGAUGCACAUGGUGCCAGAGGAAAUCAUAUGGAUUUGGGGCAGUUAUAUCAUUUUUUAGAAGAAAAAGGAUGUGCUGACAUUUUUGAAAUGUACUUUGGGGUUGAAGGGCAUUGAAGGGGUUGAAGAUCACCACAAGUCCAAGUACCUACAUUUGUAAGUUAAUCCCCGUAACAGAUUCCUUAGCUGUUCUGCAACAGUUGAUCAGAGAGGGAAUUAAUAAUUUGUGGUUUAUAUGAUGAAUCCAGUUUUCAGUGAAAACAAAUAUCCAGUGAAAUCCUGAAUAAUGAAAAUGACUAUAUGAAUGCUUUAUUACGCUUUCUGGUUUUAAGGACAUUUAGGGUACACACCUAAUUACAAUGAAAGAAAAUACGUUUGAUAACCUACUGGGCAGUUACAGAAUUAUAGAUGAAUGAAUAGAUGGAUUUAUGGUGAAUGAAUAUAUGAAUAAGAAGAGACAAAAAUGAAGUGUGGCUAUCUCAGGAGAGGAAAUGUGAUGUUUACAUUAGUUGUUACUGUUUACAUACACUACACGAAGACUUUUUUGUAACAAUCUUUUCUUCUACUUUCUACCUGAAAGUAUAUUAAGCCAUGAGAUUAAUGUUUUAUUUAAA
Gymnogyps californianus (California condor) is the source of this 1443-nucleotide messenger RNA. RefSeq names its product RWD domain containing 2B (gene RWDD2B). The record is from RefSeq and is a predicted model, not a curated record. The transcript has 5 exons. NCBI's taxonomy places the organism in Eukaryota, Metazoa, Chordata, Aves, Accipitriformes, Cathartidae. The coding region runs from base 68 to 946 and encodes 292 amino acids. Gene Ontology annotation, molecular function: protein binding.